AUGAGUCUGUGGAGUAACGCCUCCACCUCUUCCUCGGAUCUUUACCCCGGGAUGGAGCCUCCUUUGUCGGGCUCCAACUCUUCCUCUUCCUCCUCCUCCUCCAACCGGACCGAGCAGGCCCGCGCGCACACUACCGGAGCCCCGCUGGACCUGAGCCGGGCCGUGCCGGUGGGGAUGGUGCUGGCCUCCUUCAUCAUGUUCGCCAUCGUGGGGAACAUCUUGGUCAUCCUGUCGGUGGUGUGUAACCGACACCUGCGGAUCCCCACCAACUACUUCAUCAUCAACCUGGCCAUCGCUGACCUGCUGCUGGGCACCACCGUGCUGCCGGUGUCCGCCACCCUGGAGGUCCUGGAUUACUGGGUUUUUGGGAGGAUCUUCUGUGACAUCUGGGCAGCGGUGGACGUGUUGUGCUGCACAGCGUCCAUCAUGUCUCUGUGCGUUAUCUCCAUCGACCGCUACAUCGGCGUCCGCUACCCGCUGCAGUACCCAAUGAUCGUCACUGAGAAGCGGGCGCUGCUCGCCAUGCUGGGCGUCUGGAUCCUCGCCAUCGUCAUCUCCAUCGGCCCGCUGCUGGGCUGGAAGCAGCCGCCCUCACAGGACGAUACAGAGUGUCUCAUCACCCAGGAGCCGUACUACGCUCUCUUCUCGUCCCUCGGCUCCUUCUACAUCCCUCUGGCCGUCAUCCUCGCCAUGUACUGCCGCGUCUACAUCGUUGCCAAACGCACCACCAAGAACCUGGAGGCCGGCAUGAUGAAGGAGCGCCAGGAGGACUCCAACGAGCUCACGCUGAGGAUCCACUGCAGGAACCAGCAGAUCCACGACCUGUGCUCCUCCAGGGCCGGGGGGGGAUCGGCGGGGCGCAGCACGCUCACCGUCAAACUGCUCAAGUUCUCCCGAGAAAAGAAAGCUGCCAAGACGCUGGGCGUGGUGGUGGGCAUGUUCAUCCUCUGCUGGCUGCCCUUCUUCCUGGCUCUGCCCAUCAGCUCUUUUAACACCAGUCUUCGUCCUCCUGAAACUUUCUUUAAAGUCAUUUUCUGGCUCGGAUACUUCAACAGCUGCCUGAACCCGAUCAUCUACCCCUGCUACAGCCGCGAGUUCAAACAGGCCUUCAUUCGGAUCCUUCGCUGUCGUUGGAAGAAGAAGCGUCAGGGCUGGCAGGCGUACUAUAACUACCGGGGCCAGCAGGGGUCAAACAACUCGUCCUUCCUGAACGGCAGCCAGCAGACGCUGUCGUCCAUCAGCCCGAGCCCUCGCUGCGUGGCCUCCAGGCUCCGCCCCCCGCCGCGCUCCUCCGACGGCGGUCACCACCUCCUCCCCGGGUCGGCCGGGCGAGGGAGGCACAGCCCGCUGUCCCCACUCGCUAAGGAUGCUGGGACGGCGUUUGGGGGGGGCACGUGUGGGGGGGUGCUGAGGAACGGACGCGAGGACGCCGGCGUCUAA
Molecule: messenger RNA, 1440 nt
Organism: Scomber japonicus (chub mackerel)
Lineage: Eukaryota; Metazoa; Chordata; Actinopteri; Scombriformes; Scombridae
Product: alpha-1A adrenergic receptor-like
Exons: 5
Coding region: 1-1440 (479 amino acids)
Biological process (GO): phospholipase C-activating G protein-coupled receptor signaling pathway; cell-cell signaling; adenylate cyclase-activating adrenergic receptor signaling pathway
Cellular component (GO): membrane
Molecular function (GO): alpha1-adrenergic receptor activity
Source: RefSeq, a predicted model, not a curated record